Paramecium tetraurelia is the source of this 1629-nucleotide messenger RNA. RefSeq lists its product as uncharacterized. Gene Ontology annotation, molecular function: protein binding. The record is from RefSeq and is a predicted model, not a curated record. NCBI's taxonomy places the organism in Eukaryota, Ciliophora, Oligohymenophorea, Peniculida, Parameciidae. The transcript is spliced from 4 exons.
AUGUUAUAAGAAUGUACAUACAUAAGCAAAUUAACAGAGUAGUUGUUAUAAUUUAUUUCAAAAAAUACAAAUUAAUUUAUAUUACGUAAUCAAAUCGUUUUCCUACUUAUCGAUAUUCAAGCAUGCAACAAAAGAGAUAAAAAAAAUCAUCGAGAAGUCCUUUAAGAAAUCCAUAGACAACCAAUACUACUCAUAUCAGUAAUACAACCCAUAACUCGCCUUAUAAGUUUUCUAAAAAGAGAGGUACUUCUGUAACAAUCACAAAUGAUUCGUAUAGUAUUGGGAAACGAGAAAAUGUUGAGAAACGGAAGGUUUCCAAAAUAUAGAAAAUAACAAAUUUUGAAAACAAUAAUUUUGUAAGGAGGGACUAAAAGCUAAAGAUAAUUCAAAGAAGAUAGGAGAUAGGAUUGGAAUACUUAAACAAAAUCCCAAAAAAAAAUAUUUAAUUGCUUCUUCAAAGUAUGUUUCUGCUCUUAGUAUAUAGUAUAAAAAAAUUAAGGUCCUUAACUAAUCAAGCAGAGUAUCCCAAAAAAAACAUUUAAUAAUAUGUUACAUCUAAAGUAGAAAAAAUAAUCAAACCAGUAGUCUAAAUAGAAUGGAUAAGCGAAGAGGAAAAAGGAUAUAAAAAAAUAAUUGCAAAAUAGUCGAAAUAUUUUGAAAUGUAAAAAAAGUAAAUCAUAAUUGAGAUCUAAAAAAAGGAGUAUAUCUUCAAUACCUUAAAAGAAAUAGGCCACCUAAAGAAAUUCAAGUUCCAAGAGUAAAAAUGAAAAUACGACUUAGCUCACUGGUUAUGAAGGAGAAUUGUUGGAAAAGUAUAAAUAACUAUAAGCUCGAUAUUCAAAAAUAUCUUAAGCUUUAUUUGAUGAGAGUAGUUGUGUACAAUAUAUAACAGAUACAGAUCAAAAUUUGUUGCCUUCUCAAUCAACUUCGAAUAAAAAAUAACAAGUUUUAAUUGAAGAAUUGAUAUUAAAUAGAGAGGAAUUAAAUUAUUUAAAAGAGUUUGGCAUUCUUGAAAAUGAAUAAAAUAUAAUGCAUUAAGCAGCAAUUAAAAUUUAGAAAGUUUGGAGAGGAUUUAUUACAAGAAAAUAAAUCUUGGAUUUAUAAUUCGAAUAGUACUAUUAUAAGAAACCUGAAGUUUUUAACGAAGAAACUUUCAGAAGCCUAUUUCGAUUUGAAAAAGAGAAUCAAUCAGUUUAAUAAGGUAGGGAGUAAACUUUGAAUCAACUUAACCACUAAACUGAUCUCAAUUUUAUUUUAGAUUUGGAAUCUGAAAAAAAGGAGAAAUUGUAACAAAAAAAUAGUCCUAAAAUUUCUGAUAAAUUUGUCGCUUAUUAAAAGUUGAAAUGGCAAGAACUUCUCAAUUAUAUUUCUUAGUUAGAGGGUUAAGCUUAGGAGAAAACUAUUGAUGAAGUCCUUAAAGAAGUGAAACUAUUCACUUAUUAAUGUUCUUAAGAUUGUUCCCUCAGCAAAUUUUAAAUUAAGAAAUUAGAGAUAUAGGUUCCUUAAUUUUCAUAAGAAUCAAUUGUAAUGAGUGAAAUUCAAUAAGCUAUGUGUUCUGAAAAGUUAAUUAAGGGAAAGAAUAGAUUUUUGAAGAAGAACCAUUUCAUUAAUUUGCGUCAAAAAAGUUGA